Girardinichthys multiradiatus is the source of this 5671-nucleotide messenger RNA. Its product is annotated as sorting nexin-14-like. The record is from RefSeq and is a predicted model, not a curated record. Gene Ontology annotation, molecular function: phosphatidylinositol-3,5-bisphosphate binding. The transcript is spliced from 30 exons. Gene Ontology annotation, biological process: autophagosome maturation. Gene Ontology annotation, cellular component: late endosome. NCBI's taxonomy places the organism in Eukaryota, Metazoa, Chordata, Actinopteri, Cyprinodontiformes, Goodeidae. Bases 469 to 3435 code for a protein of 988 amino acids.
GAACUACAGGAACCAGAGGCUGGAGCUGGGAGCGCAGCGCGGUGACAUCACGCGUCUCCGGUGUUGACAACCAGGCAGCAAGCAGGCAGGCAGGCAGGCAGGCCCUUAAUGGUUAGAGCCGACUGGGGCAGCGCCGCAGCCAUUAGCCAGACACCGACCUCUAUGAGCUUCACGGCGCUCUGCUCAAACCAUGCUGGGUGAUCCUAAUCCUGACAGCUGUAGAUGGGCACCACGCCUGCGCCGAUCAUCCAACAACGCACUCUUUGUGUCAUUUUCUGCAGAUUCACCUAUGUGCCUUCAGCUGGAUCACAACCGAAUAUCAUCGGCUGUAAACUGGCAGUAAGUGUUAGACUCAAAAUCAAAUAAAUCUCUGCAGAGGCACACUAAAUUUCCCAGAACCGGGGUCGCUGCGGCGCAUCUGUUUGUGUAGCGUUUUAUGUAUUCAUGGUGAUAUGAAGUAGGCUAAAGAUGGGGCGCAUCAGAGCUUUUCUGCAGCUGACAAGGCGCGGGGUGAAGCUGGACCGGGUCAGAGAGCUCGGCAGACAGUACCCAGUCUUUUGUUUUAUGCUGCUGGGCUUACUGCUGUCCACUAUACUCUUAAAUAGAUAUAUUCACAUUAUCAUGGUGUUUUGGUCGUUCCUGGCUGGUGUUGUCACCUUUUACUGCUCACUGGGGCCCGAGUCUCUGCUGCCAAACAUCUUCAUGUCCAUUAAACCAAAGACUAAGUCCUUCCAGCCGGAGCUGUUUCCCCUGGGCCACAGCUGCGCUGUUUGUGGAAAGAUUAAAUGCAAAAGACACAGACCAACUUUAUUACUGGAAAACUAUCAGCCAUGGCUUGACCUAAAAAUACCCUCUAAGGUGGAUGCUUCUCUGUCUGAGAUUCUGGAGCUUGUCUUAGAAAAUUUUGUAUAUCCCUGGUACCGAGAUAUCACGGAUGACGAGUCAUUUGUUGACGAGCUGAGGGUGACUUUACGCUUCUUUGCAGCUGUGUUGGUUCGCCGAAUUCAAAAGGUGAACGUGGCUUCAGUCAUCACACAAAAGCUCCUCAAAGUUUCCAUGAAACACAUUGAGAUUAUCAGCAAAGCCCGGCAGAAAGUGAAGAACACAGAGUAUCUUCAACAAGCUGCCCUGGAUGAGUAUGGUCCUGAUCUCCAUGUGGCGCUCCGAAGUCGUAGAGAUGAGCUUCUCUACCUCCGGAAGCUGACUGAGAUCCUCUUCCCCUACAUCUUGCCACCCAAGGCCACAGACUGCGGAUCUCUAACUCUCCUGAUAAGAGAAGUCUUGGCCGGUUCUGUCUUUCUUCCUUCCAUGGACUACUUAGCUGAUCCAGACACAGUGAAUCAUUUAAUCCUAAUAUUUAUCGACAAUUCUCCUCCCGAAGAAGCAACAGAGCCAACUUCAACACUGGUUCCAUUUUUACAAAAGUAUUCUGAUUCUCGCAACAAAAAGCCCUCAGUGCUCAAGCUGGAGUUGAAAGAAAUCAGAGAACAGCAAGACCUCCUCUUUCGUUUUAUGAACUUCCUGAAACAAGAGGGAGCUGUGCACGUGCUCCAGUUCUGUCUCGCAGUAGAGGAAUUCAACGAUAGGAUUUUGUGCCCGGAGCUGUCGGACUCGGAGAAGAUGAUGUUGCACGAAGAGGUGAAGAAGAUCUACGAGACUUACUGCUUGGAUGAGAGCGUUGACAAGAUCCGCUUCGACCCCUUUAUAGUGGAAGAAAUCCGAAAUGUUGCUGAGGGCCCAUAUGUGGAUGUGGUGAAACUCCAGACCAUGAGGUGCUUGUUUGAAGCUUAUGAGCAUGUGCUAUCCCUCCUGGAAAAUGUUUUCACCCCGAUGUUCUGUCACAGCGAUGAGUAUUUUCGACAGCUUCUGAAAGGAGCCGAGUCCCCGGCCAGGAAUUCCAAAAUGAGCAGAAAUAGCGUCAGUUUGGAUGACAUUCGCUCCUGGGACUGGAGCCCUGAGUCCCCGUCCUCACUCUUCACCACCUCUGGCAGCUCCUCACCUGCAUCCUUUACCUCCCUCCAUGCCCAGUCCACGUUCACAAACUUUCCAUACGGCUCGCAAUCCCACCGCCACUCAUCACCCAAGAACACGUCAAGGAGGGGCGAAUCUUUCGGGAUUAGCCGCAUUGGCAGUAAGAUCAAAGGAGUGUUCAAAAGCACGACCAUGGAGGGCGCCAUGCUGCCAUCCUAUGGACUGGUGGAAGGAGAGGAUGAUAUGGUGGAGGAAGCCAUGAUGGUAGUGGAGGAUGACUCCCCCAUGGAGGCGGCGUCCACGCCCAGCACCCCUCGAAACCUCACUGCCUGGAACAUCACGAUCCCGUACAUCGAUUUCUACGAUGACGAUGUGAAGAGAGAGAGGAUUCCGGUCUUCUGUAUCGAUGUGGAGCGCAAUGACAGGAAAGCAGUGGGUCAUGAUACUGAGCACUGGUCAGUCUACAGGAGGUAUCUGGAGUUUUAUGUCCUGGAAUCAAAGCUCACCGAGUUUCACGGUUCAUUUCCAGAUGCUCAGUUGCCCUCAAAGAGAAUAAUUGGUCCAAAGAAUUAUGAGUUUCUAACAUCCAAGCGGGAGGAGUUCGAGGAGUACCUUCAGAGACUCCUGCAGCACCCGGAGCUGAGCAACAGCCAGCUCCUGGCUGACUUCCUGUCUCCUCACAGCAUGGAGUCUCAGUUUCUUGACAAGAUUCUGCCUGAUGUGAACCUUGGGAAAAUCAUUAAGGCAGUGCCGAGCAAACUGAUAAAAGAGAAAGGACAGCAUCUGGAGCCUUUCAUCCAGUCUUUCUUCAACUCCUGCGAAUCUCCCAAACCCAAACCCAGUCGACCAGAACUCACCAUCCUGAGCCCUACAUCAGAGAACGAUAAGAAGCUCUUCAACGACCUCUUCAGAAACAACGCCAACCGAUCAGAGAUGACAGAGAAAAGACACAACCAGAACUACUUCAUGGAGAUGAUUACCGUUGAAGGGGUCUAUGAUUAUUUAAUGUAUGUGGGUCGGGUUGUGUUUCAUAUCCCUGACUGGUUGCAUCACCUGUUAAUGGGCGGCAGAAUCCUGUUCAAGAACACGCUGGAGGCCUAUACCGAUUAUUACCUACAGCACAAACUGAACCAGGUGGUCCAGGAGCACCGGCUGGUCUCACUCAUCACCCUGCUUAGAGAUGCAGUGUUCUGUGAGAGCAGUCCGCCCCGCUCUGCCCAUGACAAACAAAGCAGAGCAAAGAGGACGUUUGAGGAGAUGAUGAGCUAUAUUCCAGAUUUUCUAGGAAAGUGUAUCGGAGAAGAAGCGAAGUACGAGGGGAUUCGCCUUCUCUUUGAUGGACUGCAGCAGCCGGUUCUCAACAAACAGCUGACUUAUGUGCUGCUGGACAUCGUCAUUCAAGAACUUUUCCCAGAAAUAAACAAGGUACAGAAGGAGACCUCUCUGAUGGCUCCAUGGAUGUAAAUUCAACAGGACUGGAUGACCUGAGCUACCAUGGUCAACUGGCAGGAACUCAUGUUCAAUUGCUCCUGCAUCCGGGAGGCUUUGAGUCCGGGGUUAUCUGACGACCGGUGGACAGCACCAGGGUGUCUCAGCGUGGACCGUAGAGGACUGUUUAUUUUCACAUAGACUGAACUGAUCAGUCAGCUGCGGGCAUCAGACAGAAAAUAAGCCUCUACGGCUUCAGUGACAUGAACAAUGCUGUUACAGAUUAAUCAACAUGCUUCAGGUUUUUAGCAGAGUAUUGGCAACAUACUUUUUAUUUAAUGUGGUAGAAAUAACAUGAAGGGCAGCUGAAAGGUGCAAGUGCAGGAAGGCGUAGAUGUGUGAUGUGGAAAAUGUGGGAGUAUUCUGCAGAUUUGCAGACCUGUUUUGUGCUAAAAUGUGAAGAAAAAACUAAAAUUGCUUUUCUCCCUGGUAAAGAAAAAGUAAUAUUUAGAGCGGAUCCAUGGGCCGUACUGCAUGUCUUUUUGUAUUUGCUGUAAUCCAUCUCUCUGAUGCUUUACAGUCAAAUCUGAGCUCUCAGUUUAGAAGACCAAAUUUAUCUGCAGCUUUUCUCCUGGUAUUUUGCAAAUAUUUGUUUGGACAUAACAGCUGGGCAAAAAUCAGCACAUUUUUUGAUUUAACUUUUUUCUUAAACAGCAGCAGAAAGGUUGUUGGUAGGUUUUUCUCCGGGAAGCCGAGGAAAGGUGAAAUCACAAAAGAAUGAAGCCAAUUAAGAUGGUCCAGACUCCUUCAAGCACUAGAGGGAAGAAAGACGAAUGGAUUCUCCCUGAAUAUUUCUAAUCAAUCUGAAAAAUAAAUUAAAUAUUAAUUUAUUUAAAGUAUAGCAGCUCUGGUGUGGUUCAAUUUAAUUUAUUUAUAUAGCACCAAUUCACAACACAUGUCCUCUAAAGUCAAUUCAGGCUAAUCAUACAGAUUCCAAGUCAGGUACAUCAAUUCCAAUUAAUCCUAAUUAUCCAACAGUGCAGUCAGAUUCAGUUUAUUAUUCUGAUUUGUUAAAAGGUUUUAUAUCUAAGGAAACCCAGCAAAUUGCAUUGAGUCAGUGACUUUCAGCAUUCACUCCUCCUGGAUGAGCAUGUAGCGACAGUGGACAGUCGCUUGCAUUGACUUGGCAGCAAUACGUGUUUGUGUUUAAUUAUCUGCAGGUAUAGGUGUAGGAACAUGGGCAUUCAUGAUCCAAACAAGGUAAAAAAAGAAAGAUUUUAGAUGCUUUUAGUCAUUAAAUGCAUUAAUUUUGUUAAACCUGACUGAAGAAGACUUUCGGUUCAUCACCAGUGUCCACUUGUAGAACCUGGGGUCCAGAUAUUAAGUUGUAAAUUGUCUUCCAGAAAUCCAUGCUGCUGCUCAUUCUGGGAAAUCCAAAGGCAUAACUAUGCCACAGAUGUACAGUUAAGCAACAAAACUUUUCACACCCUGACAUUUAAAAGGGUUUUAAUUUGACCAACAGGUUUCUUCUGGCUCGAUGUAACUUUAAAACUUUGGAGCGAUCUAGCGGGGUUCAAGACUUGAAUCGGAUGCAGAAUCUGUUGCAAAAUCCAAUGAUUAGGAUGAUGGCAAAGAGGCCAUUCCCACCAAAAUCAUCUAAAUACCGGCCGCAGCCAUCCAAAGAAUAGUUUGAUUACUUUAAGACCAAUAAAGAUUUUUUCAUUUAUUAUUAAGAAAGUAUUUCAUUUCCAAUAUGCCAUUUUUACAAAUUUAAUUGUAAUUUAAAAAAAUUGUUUUCAAAACCGAUAUUUUGUUUUACAUUAUAUUGAUUUCGUUUUCAUUUUCUAUCCACCACCACUUGUGGUGGAUUGUACAGAGGCUUGGCUGGUUUCAAAUUAAUUGUAAGACCUCUUCAAGCCCCUUACCAGACUCAUAAGUUGGUACAAUUAUCUUUCUGAAGGUCCCAGACAGAUCUUUGGAUCUCACCGUGGUGUUCUCUCUCACUUCAUCAGUCAGGAGCACCAAACUAAAUAUCUGAGGGUUGAUCAGGAUAAACCUUUAAAAUGCUGAGUAACAAUGACACUUUACGCCUGAGUAAGUUUAGUUAUUUAAGGUACAGAUAAUUGUGGGGUUGUUCUAAUUUAUUCCCUACUAGAAAUAACCCUUUAUAUGAAAAUUCUAUUUAUUUUUGUCAGUUUUUGUCUGCUUGUUACUUGACAUUUGGGGUAUUGUAAAAAUAAAUAUCCAUAUGUCCUAAUAUGUUAAAACAACA